AUGGAGCGACAGCAGCAGAGCGGCGAGGCCGACGAGCACCUCCGGGAGCUGUUCCGCACGACGUACGCGCACUUUCUGUCGCAGGGUCUUUCGCCUAACGACGCGGUCGCGCGCGCGCUGGUGGCGAUGCAGCAGCUGUCGACUGAGAAGGCGGACGAUGGCGCGGGUAGGGGAACGACCGAUGGGGUUUCGCUCCGUGACGAUGUGGCGAUGGAAGACGCGUCACGACUGCAUGAACCUGACGUGAACUUGGAGACGGAGACGGAGGACGUUGUCCCUGCUGGCUCGCCUGCUGUGUUACCCACGAGUGUAGGUGAACUCCCGUUAAGUACGAAUUCGGUUGCUGUACCGGUACCACCACGCUCGUUGACGCAUGCGACAUGUAAAGACGGCGAAGAGUUGACUGCAAUGGGUUUGACGUGUAGCACGGGGACGCAGCUGGAGCAGGCGCUGACGCUCGCGACGGACAUGGGCGACUAUCGUGUCGUGAAGAGACUGGUGUAUGAGAUAUUCUCCGAUCCAGAGGUGCUAAGUGCAGCUUUUGUGGAGGAAAAAGCAGGAGUGGAAGAGGACGAGGAGGCACGAGCGCCGUGGUGGCGCGUUGACUGGACGCAGAUGACGCGGGUGUUUGCACUGCUGAAUGUUGCAAUGACGGGCAGCGACCAGGAAGCGGUGCAAAACACGUUUCGGAACGCACUGGAGAUGUUGGUGACACAGCCGUGGAACGUCUGCUCAACGUGGCACACGCCGCGCGCACUGCGUUUUUUUCUCGUGUUGUUUGAACAUCCGUUGAUGUUUGAUCCGAGCUACUUGAACGUCGUGGGUGGAUUGUGUCGACUGUUUUUCUAUUUGCCAGAAGACGCGAAAGCGCUUGUGCGCGUGCAAUGGACGACGUUCUACUCGGCAGAUAGAUUGCAUCGACUUUUGGAUAUAUUGCAGCAGGCAAUCACAGUGUGUCUCUAUGGUUCGCGGAAAAUGGAUCUUGUGUAUGCAGCAUGCGGCGUUCUGGCCCAGCUCCAGAUUGUAAAUCGUGAGCGGGCAGAUAACGGUGAGCCGUUUGCCACGUACGAUGAGUUUUACAAUGAAGCCGUGAAUUCAGAGGUGGAUAUUGUGGAUGAUUACUCGCGUUCGGUCAUCUUUUGGAAGAAACGACAUAGUGCCGCUCAUGCUGCGCGUCGUUUGGAGCGAAGAGAGCUGCGACAUCGUGGACAGCAGAAUGAAGAGGAUACCGAGACUGAGCGCGACCGUGAAGAGCAAGAGCGAGAACAAGAAGAAGAAAGGCAAAACGCUGAGCCCAUGCCGGAGCGCAUGCUCUCGGAAAUGUCGUUUUGCGAUUUUCCAUUCGUGUUGGAUGCAGCUUCGAAGAGUAAAGUGCUGCAAAUCGACUCGGACCUCGAGCAGCGAGCCCGUGCUCAAGAUGCAGUGUACACACGCUCGAUUUCGUUAACUGAGAGUGCUUUGUCACCUUACUUGGUACUAAAAGUGCGGCGUGAAAAUAUUGUGGAAGAUGCAAUGCGGCAGCUGGUGCGUUUAUCGUCAUCAGCAGAGACACUGAAAAAGUCACUGAAGGUCAAGUUUGUCGGCGAAGAAGGCAUCGAUGAAGGUGGUGUGCAAAAAGAGUUUUUCCAGAUACUGAUCCGACAGCUUCUGGAUCCUUCCUACGGCAUGUUUACGUAUGAUGAGGAGACACGUAUGUUAUGGUUCAACAGCGAUUCGCUGGAAGCCACGAUGGAGUUUGAGCUCAUUGGCACCUUGCUGGGUCUCGCCAUCUACAAUGCUGUUAUUCUGGACGUCAACUUUCCCCACAUCGUGUACAAGAAAGUAAUGGGCUGCACGCUUGGGCUAGAGGAUCUAGAGCUAGCAAUGCCUGACCUCGGUCGUGGUUUACGGCAGCUGUUGAACUUCCAGGGUGACGUCGAGGAAGUUUUCCAGCGAAGUUUUGAGUUCUCGCACGAAGUGUUCGGCGAGGUCAAGACGGUGGAGUUGAAGCCAGGAGGUAGUCUGAUUCCAGUGACUAGCGACAAUCGUGAUGAAUACGUUGCGUUGUACGUCGACUAUGUGCUGAACAGGUCGGUUUGUCGUCAGUACGCUGCCUUUCACCACGGCUUUCACCAGGUUUGCAACCAUGAGGUUCUGAGCAUGUUCCGGUGGGAGGAGUUGCAGCUACUUAUUUGUGGUAAUAGCGACCUGGACUUUGAAGCACUGGAGGAAGCUACUCAUUACGAGGAUGGCUUCGCUGCAAACAGCAGGCUUAUUCGGGAUUUCUGGAUCGUCGUGCACGCGCUGCCGCUGGAGGACAAGAAAAAGCUAUUGCGGUUUGCGACAGGCAGUGACCGCGUGCCCAUCAGGGGUCUUUCGACUCUUGUGUUUGUAAUUUCACGCAACGGGCCGGACUCGGAUCGUCUUCCCACAGCUCACACCUGCUACAACCACCUUUUGCUGCCAGAGUACAGCAGUCGCGAGAAGCUCAAAGAUCGUCUGCUGAUAGCAAUCAGUGAGGCCGAAGGCUUCGGGCUGCGAUGA
This is a messenger RNA of Peronospora matthiolae, 2523 nucleotides long. Lineage: Eukaryota; Oomycota; Peronosporomycetes; Peronosporales; Peronosporaceae. The record is from the annotation of a GenBank genome assembly.